Trypanosoma cruzi is the source of this 753-nucleotide messenger RNA. RefSeq names its product 40S ribosomal protein S6, putative. The record is from RefSeq and is a predicted model, not a curated record. The transcript has a single exon. Lineage: Eukaryota; Euglenozoa; Kinetoplastea; Trypanosomatida; Trypanosomatidae. Gene Ontology annotation, cellular component: ribosome. The coding region runs from base 1 to 753 and encodes 250 amino acids. Gene Ontology annotation, molecular function: structural constituent of ribosome. Gene Ontology annotation, biological process: translation.
AUGAAGCUUAACAUCGCCUACCCCCGCAACGGGACCGUCAAGCAGUUCGAGAUCACCGAGGAGGUGCUCCGCCGCGUUUCGCUGACGGACUACCGUCUCGGCAACGAGGUUGACGGGGCCAUCUUUGGUGAUGCCUUCAGAGGAUACACCUUCAAGCUGCAGGGCGGCUCCGACAAGCAGGGCUUCCCGAUGGUGCAGGGUGUCAUGGCGCCAAGUCGUGUGUCGCUCCUCGUGAAGCGGGGCGCCGUUGGCUUCAACACCUUCCGCGGGUAUCAGGGCGAGCGCCGCCGCAAGUCUCUCCGUGGCUGCAUCCUCGCGAGCGACAUUGCGGUGCUGAAUGUCGUCAUUGUGAAAACCGGCGAGCAGCCAAUUGAGGGUGUUACCGACGUGUCAGUGCCUCGCCGCCUCGGUCCAAAGCGUGCGAACAAGAUCCGCAAGCUCUUCAACCUCUCCCGCGGCGACGACGUGCGCAAGUACGUUAUCCGCCGAAAGGUCGUGAAGGAGGGGAAGAAGGACCGCUUCAAGGCGCCCAAGAUUCAGCGUCUCAUCACGACGGCUGUGAAGGCACGCCGCGCCAAGAAGGCGAAGGUCGCCAUUGAGAAGGUUCGUAAGUCUGCCGAGGAACGCCGUGCGUACCUGCAUCUAGUCGGCACCCGCCGUCGUGCAGCUCGCCAGCGCAAUUCGGCUCGUCGUCACGCACACAAGGUGGCAGCGCAGAAGCAAGCGCUGGCCUUAUUCAAGGGCAGAAAGUAG